UUUAUUUAUUUUUUAAAAAAUACACAUUUUAUUUCUAGCACAAAUAUAUAGUUUGAACACUGCUAAUAUUAUACAGAUAACGUGUUGAAAUGGAAGGAGGACGCUGGCCUUACAAAUACAUUGCUCUAGUAUCUGUCUUCUACUCAUGCUGCCUAGUAUUUGUGACUGGCAUAGAAAGGCGAUAUGUGAAUGAAUGGGCAGUAGAGAUUCCGGGCGGUCCCGAAGAAGCAGAGUUAUUAGCACUUGAACAUGGCUAUAAAUUGCUUGGCCAGAUUGGAUCACUUAAAAAUCACUAUUUAUUUAAGCUACCAGUACAUCCGAGGAGAUUGCGGAGAAGUGCCCCACACAUUACAAAGCGGCUAGCUGAUGAUGACCGGGUGUCAUGGGCAGAACAGCAGUAUAUUAAAGAGAGGAGUAAGCGCUUUUCCUCCAGGGCAGACACAGAGAAUCUAUUCAAUGAUCCUAUGUGGAGUCAUCAGUGGUAUUUGCAAGACACAAGAGCCAGCCCAUCUUUACCCAAGUUGGACCUUCAUGUUAUCCCAGUAUGGAGAAAAGGAAUAACUGGAAAAGGCGUUGUUGUAACUGUACUCGAUGAUGGUCUUGAAUGGAAUCAUACAGAUAUCUAUGCAAAUUAUGAUCCAGAAGCAAGUUAUGACUUCAAUGAUAAUGACAAAGACCCCUUCCCACGAUAUGACAUUACAAAUGAGAACAAACAUGGCACAAGAUGUGCGGGAGAAGUUGCAAUGAUUGCAAACAAUAAGAAAUGUGGUGUUGGCGUGGCAUACAAUGCUAAAGUAGGAGGGAUUCGGAUGUUGGAUGGCGUUGUCACCGAUGCCAUUGAAGCAAGUUCUAUUGGAUUUAAUCCACAGCAUGUAGAUAUUUACAGUGCUAGCUGGGGACCAAAUGAUGAUGGAAAAACUGUAGAAGGCCCUGGGAGACUGGCCCAAAAGGCCUUUGAGUAUGGCAUCAAACAGGGGCGGAAUGGAAAAGGUUCUAUCUACGUCUGGGCAUCUGGUAAUGGAGGCCGGCAAGGUGAUAACUGUGACUGUGAUGGGUACACGGACAGCAUAUACACUAUCUCUAUCAGCAGCGCCUCCCAGCAAGGACGCUCUCCCUGGUAUGCUGAGAAAUGUUCCUCCACACUGGCCACAGCGUACAGCAGUGGAGAUUACACCGAUCAGAGAAUAGUAAGUGCUGAUCUACAUAAUGAUUGCACCGAAACACAUACAGGGACCUCCGCUUCAGCACCAUUGGCUGCUGGGAUCUUUGCUCUCGCUCUAGAACAAAAUCCUAAUCUCACAUGGAGGGAAAUGCAACACUUGGUAGCCUGGACAAGUGAGUAUGACCCGCUGUCCAAUAAUCCUGGAUGGAAGAAGAAUGGAGCGGGACUCAUGGUAAACAGUCGGUUUGGGUUUGGGCUGCUCAACGCUAAGGCACUUGUGGAUUUAGCAGAUCCUAAAACUUGGAAAGGGAUCCCUGAGAAGAGAGAGUGCAUUGUUCAAGACAGCAAUUUCUCCCCCAGACUUUUAGGAUCAGAAGAUGAAAUCACAAUUGAAAUUCCCACAAAGGCAUGUGAAGGCCAAGAUAAUUAUAUAAAGUCUCUGGAACAUUUGCAACUGGAAGUUACUAUAGAUUACACUCGUCGAGGAGAUCUUCACAUUACACUAAUUUCACCAUCAGGAACCAAAACCGUUCUUUUGACUGAAAGAGAAAGAGACACUUCCCCUAAUGGUUUUAAAAAUUGGGCCUUUAUGUCAGUUCACACCUGGGGAGAAGACCCGGCAGGCGUCUGGACUGUCAAAAUCUCUGAUUUGUCUAGAAGAAAACAAAAUGAGGGAAAAAUUGACAGCUGGAGGCUAGUUCUGCAUGGAACAUCGACCCGUCCAGACCACACGACCCAGCCAAGAGUCUACACUUCCUAUAAUGUUGUUCAGAAUGAUCGCAGAGGUGUGGAGAAAGUAGGAGACAAUGACACGGAACCCGCCAAUGAUAAACUACCUACUGUGAAGCCUACUUCUCAUGAAAGUGAUGAAAUGGAAGAUGUUGUGAAAUCAAAAGCUAUUUUACACCUUCUGAAGAAUGCUUUUGACAGAGAAGGACCUCCAUAUGAAGAGGAAAUUACUGAAAUUCCUAAGAACCAUUAUUAUUAUGCUCUGAAUAAAAUAAGCAAGCAGCCAGAUGUAAAUGACAGAGACAACAAUCUAUACAAUGAAUAUAUUGAUCGAUUCUAUAAAAAGAAAAAUUACAAGCAUAGAGAUGAUCUUUUACUGCAAGCUCUUCUGAAUAUUGUGGAAAAGGAGUCGUAGAAUUAAUUAUCCUUAACAAUGUUGGAAACAUGCCGCCGCCCUUUAUAUUUUGAUUUUGCAAGCCUAGAUUUUCAUGAAAAUGCCAAAAAUUAGCAUCAUAAACAUUCUGUAUGCACAACCAGGAAACAGUCAAGCUGCCAAGUUAGUGUGGAAGAACUUGUACAUAGUCAAUGAGGAAAGCAACAUACUAAUUAUAUAUGCAGGUAUAGAAAAUAAUAGUAAUUCUAAACAAUCCUUGGGACAAGGGACAUAACUAAACGUUGAUGGGCCCUAAAACAAUGAUUUCAAAGGACCCCCAUGUAUCAAUAAGUAGUAAAAACUCAAAUGUAUAUAUGGGGCUAUGACUGAGAAGGUGGAUUCCCCCUCAGCUGUGGACCUCCUAGAAGCUGUAGCCUCUGCACCUAUAACACUGAUACCAAUGUUGUGAACGUCUGACAUUAAGAUUUAUGGAUAUACUCCUUUUGAAAUUCACACAAAUUAGUAAUUCCCUGGGUGUCAUAACAAAGACAUUGGAGGAAUAUUUUUGAAAACUGGUGCACAGGGAAUAGUAUAUAAAAACAAAAACCUGUCCUUACCCAACUCAACAAAUUGACAUUCAUUUGCUUUAUGUGCCAGUAAAAUGAGAUCUACAAGCUGAUUGGUUGUUAUUGGCUACUCCUAAUUUUUAGUGCUGUCCACUAGUUUUCAGAAAUGUAUCUCAUUAUGUAAUCCUGACAACAGUAGAAAGGUACACGUGUGUUUACAUGAAAUUGUCCUUGAACAUACAUUUCACCAGCAUUUAAGUCCAGUCAGGCAGUGAACUAUAAACAGAGGCUUCAACUCUACUGUAUUCAGAACAGAAUGUUGGGUUCAGGGGAUAUCAGAGGCUUUGCAUGGAGUGAACCCAGCAUUAUUAGGACUCACUCAUGUCGGUGCCCCAUAGCUGACACAUGUCUUUUGCACCCCCUGUAAUGUUACUACUGAGUCUAGUCAACCCCCAUUACAGAUGUAAGUCUUCUCCAUUGAAACUGGUCCCUGGUUUGGUGAAAAUUAUCUUGAUGUUCCAGUGUGGUACAAAAUGUUGAUGUAAAAUGUCAUCAUUGUCUGAACAUCGACAUGUCAAAUGUUGACAUUUACAUAAUGCCUUCAUUGUCAGAAUGUCGGUAUGUCAACAUAGUGUUUGUGUAAGUAGAGUAGCCCUAACCAUAUAUCCUGCCCUAAUGCUAACCCUAACUGCUGACAUUGCGCCUGUCAACAUUAUGUCCAUGUUGACAAACUGAAUUUCAACAUAAUUACCGCAUAGCCUAUGACUAUACUGUGAUGAUUUUUGAAUAUACCAUUUUUGUUUUUAGUUAAAGUACUUUCAAUUUCUUUUUCUUUUUAACAAGUUAUUUGGCAGAAACUUAUUUUAUUUUCCUAUAUUUAAUCAUUUGUUUCUUGGAGCUCGACACCAAUCUCAAUUAACACUUAAUUUACACUUUUUUCGUGACCAUACUGUUGAUUACUUAUUUCUCUUCCAAAAGAAACUGCGACAUUGAACUUUUUAUUGAUUCAAAUAUAAUUCAAUCUGUAUCAAAAAUAAUUACAAAAUAAUAUAAAAACUUGUUCAAUUGUAUGUAAGAAUUCUAGAAAUUGCUGAUAAAAUGAUCAAGGUUAUAAUGCAUAGACAUGGGAAACUAUAAUUUAAUAUUAAUGCUUUUUUAAAUCACAACAAUACAUCCAAAUGUUCUUUGUUAUACAAUGUACUUAUUUUUUAGGACAAAUAUAUUAUCAGUAACAGUUUUAAUUUUAAAUUGUUACUUUUUUUAAAAAUGUCAUGCAGUGUCAUCAUCACACAACACUUUGUAAUAACAAAAAAAAUAUAUUGACAUAACAAAAUGUUUGGUCCCCUCCUGAAAUAAAUUAACAAAGAAUACACACUGUAGUAAAGAUAUACAAAGAGUAAUGAUGCCAGAAAUAUAAUUUUUAAUAAUGUGCUACAUAUAGUAGGUCUUGAAAUGUCUUUUGCCCCCUCCGGUAGUGGGGUAAUAUAAUUAGUUAAUUAAAUCUGCAGUAUUUUUCUAACACAAUCAAUCUAUAAUAUAUAAAUAUAUGAAAUAUAUAUAUUCUUUUUGACAUUUACAUUAUUUAUUAUUUACCGUAAUAAUUUAUAGAUUAUAUCAUUCAAUUAACAGUAGUAUUUGUAUGAUAUUUCAAACUGAAUUUGACUAUUUUUUACAUCAAAAUAUUUUUUUCUGGUAAUAUGUUAGUAAAAGUUUUAAAGAUUUGUCCACUCUUGCUAACUUUUUAAUAUCAAAGUGUAAUAGAAUUGACCCCCCAAAAAAGUAACUUAACAUCAAUGGGUUUGAAUGUCACAUUCGGUAGAGACAUUCAUGCUCUGAAUUUCAAACCCACAGAUAUUAGGCAAAUAAUACAGAGGUAUGUAUUUGCUCUGGAAUAUUCUACUAUACCUACCUGCUUUGGGGUAUAAGGUGUAUUUGAGAUGAUAAUGGAUGAUAUCAUGUACAUUAGUAUUUUAAAAAGUUUUGUCAAAAGUGGGUAAAUCUCUCAUGAUAACCAGUUUGCUGUACAUACAACCUGAAAAUAAUUCAUAUCCAAUAACAGAGAUUUUAUGUAGUGGACUUUGUUUAUAUUCACCCUGUAUACCAGCACAACCGAAUAGACAUGAUAUAGUAGCACUAGUGCCUCCAACUGGCUAACUGUAUUACCUCGCAGUGUUAUUUUCAAUAAAGUGCAGAUAUUGUCUACUCCUGGUGAUGAGAUCCAUUUUGUUAGCUUAUCACUUGUAUAGCUAGAAACCAAUAACAUGUAUUAUUAACAUUUAUAUAGUGCUAGUACUGUAUUAAGAGAGAGAGAGAGAGAGAGAGAGAGAGAGAUAAAAGGACCCUGCUCAAAAAUCUGUAAGGGAAUAUUAAUUUAAUACACGAGGUUAAGUGCAACCUACAGCAUGCUGAUCCAGCUAGAUUGCAGAUGGUAGAAAAUGUUUAUUGGGCUGUAUGAUCCAGUCAUACAGCAGUUUUGGUAGCAAUUUUGCCUGGGGGGUAGAGGGUUGUUUGAGCAUAGAAAGAAAACAUGUAAGUUUUGUUUGAACUGUGUAGUGAGGAGGUAAUUGGGUAGAAUAUCUUAUGGAGGUUAUGUGGGUGCUUUGGAAAUUUUCUAAGCUUGACUAAAGAGAGGAGUUUUCAGGGAAAACAAAUAUUUGGAGGCUAGAAGAAAGUCUUGUUGCACAGAGUAGGUGCAGCCUGGAAAAGAUUCUGUCAUCAGGAAUGGGAGUAGGUGAUGAAUUUGGAUGGAAGGUGCAGAUCUUGUGCAAAGGGGAUGGGUCAAGUUGACAGUUUGAGACAAGUGAUUUAUGUUGAUUUAGUCUUGUUUAUGUCCUCAUAUGUUAGUAGAAACAGUAGUUUAUAUUGGAUUCAGUAAAGUACAAGGUAGCCAACAUAAGGACUGAUAAAGUGUAGCAACAGUAGAAGAACAUUUUGCAAGGGGAAAUCAAUCUUGCCGAUUGCAGAAGUUUAAGUCUGUUAAGGGAAAGACUACUAAGAAGGCCAUAACAACAAUAAUAAAUUUGGAAGCUCGUGAUUGCAUGGAUUUAAGCUAUAUCACUGUUCUUUAUAACAUAUUUGCAUACUCUGGAAAUAGUUCUUAUAUGCAUGUAGCAGGAUUUGGCUUAGACUGAACAUGGGGAGCAAAAGUUCAGAGUUAUGUAUGACAUCUAGGCAGCGGGAUUUAAUGAGGGGGGUUGAUUGUUGUUGUUUUGUCAACAGAGAUUUAGUUGAUAGGUAUGGAACUUCUGUUUACUGGUGGUUAACUAAAUUUGGGAAUUAUUCGCAUAGCGGUAAUACUGAAUUCCAUUAGUAUUCUAAAAGACGUAGUAUAGAAAAGAGAAUCUGGAACUGAGCUCUGUGGUACUCCAACCUAUAAAGGAAGAGCCGAGGACGCGGAUCCAGAGAAAUGUACACUGAAAGUGCGAUUUGAAACAUAGGAUGAGAACCAGGAUAGGACAGAGGGGUCUAUAUACUAAGCCUUGGAGAGUGACAAAGUGGAUGGAGACAAAGUACCAGCCAAUCAGCUCCUGCCCAAAAAAUGAGAGCCAUUAUCCUUCAGAUACAGCAGUGCUCAAAUGAUAAACCACAUUAGUCAGUGCAGUCUCAGCAGAGUGUUGGGAACAGAAUCCUGACUGAAGAGGAGAGAAUAUUGUAGGGUGUGCGAGGCCAGAAGGGUGUGGUAUUGAAAGUCGACAGUAACUAGGUCGACAAUUUCUAGGUCGACCACUAUUGGUCGACAGUAACUAGGUCGACAGGGUGUCUAGGUCGACAGGGUCUUUAGGUCGACAGGUCAAAAGCUCGACAUGAGUUUUUAAUGUUAUUUUGGUGUCGUUUUCUUCGUAGAGUGACUGGGAACCCCAAUUAGUGCACCGCGUCCCCUCGCAUGGCUCGCUUCGCUCGCCAUGCUUCGGGCAUGGUGCCUUCGCUCCGCUACCGCUUUGCUCGGCACAGAUUACCGUUCCAAUCGUAGUCCACGUGGAUCAUUAAGUAUGAAAAGGUUCAAAAAAAGAAAAAAAAUUGUGAAAAACUCAUGUCGACCUUUUGACCUGUCGACCUAGAACAUAUCGACCUAAAGACCCUGUCGCCCUAGUUACUGUCGACCAAUAGUGGUCGACCUAGACAUUGUCGACCUAGUUACUGUCGACUUUCAAUCCGGAUCCCAGGCCAGAAAGCAUGUAAUUGCAAAGUGCCAUUGCAAAGUAACUGGUGGCUAGCAAGCCACAUUCUCAUGCGUAUUGGAUCAGCCCCAAAAAUGGCAGCUUCCACUGUGUGUAGGCAACAUGAGCACUUUAGUGGGUCACUGUUGAAAGAAAUUAUAUAUAAACUGUACAUGUUAAAAAGAAAACAAAAAUGUAAUUUUAAAUUACUGUAAAUGUUAACAAAAUGUUAUUGAAUUUAUCCAAUUUUAAAAUUACAUUAUAAAUUUUGUCAAUAAAAACAUUUUCAGCAGAAUAUAUACAUUUCAUAAAAUAAAGUCUUUCAAAAAUGGCAUGUUCCAACAAUAGUAAAAAAAUGUGAUGUGAUGUUAUAAUUUAUUUUG
Molecule: messenger RNA, 7370 nt
Organism: Pseudophryne corroboree (corroboree frog)
Lineage: Eukaryota; Metazoa; Chordata; Amphibia; Anura; Myobatrachidae
Gene: PCSK1
Product: proprotein convertase subtilisin/kexin type 1
Exons: 14
Coding region: 90-2306 (738 amino acids)
Biological process (GO): peptide hormone processing
Cellular component (GO): membrane; neuron projection
Molecular function (GO): serine-type endopeptidase activity
Source: RefSeq, a predicted model, not a curated record